AUGAGGAUCAUCUCAUAUUGGGUCUUCCCGAUUGUAUCGGGCCUCAUGUGGCUGGGCAUGCUACUUGGCAUGCUCCUCUACUGGAUCAUCGACACGGACAAGGAAAUUUACCCGUCUAUGUCCUCGCCGCAGAGUAUUGCCUAUAUUAGCGACGUCGGUGCCUAUCGUCUCAAGCCGCUCUUCAUCACGGGCUGCGUGAUCACCACCGUCUUCCUCGACCUCUCUUUCUUUUCUGAUCGGUGGCUUCGCCACAAGGGCCGCCUCGCACCCAACACCUCUGUGGGUGAAAAGGUCCUGUUCGGCUUGUCUAUCGUCUUUGCCAUUGUCGGUACUGUUGGUUUAAUCUGCCUCAGCAUCUUCGACACAUACAGACACAAGAAUCUGCAUCUCUUGUUCCUGUUAUUUUUCAUGGGCGGCUACUUGUUGUCCGCCAUUUUCAUAUGCUGGGAGUACCAGCGCCUCGGGAAGAAAUACCCUGAGCACCGCAGUCUCGCAGCAUCCUUCUGGAUCAAGCUAGUCUUCAUCCUAGUCGAGCUCUUCCUCGCCAUCGCUUUCAUCGUCUGCAAUUUCAGGAAGGUAUACAAUGCUGCCGCUAUUCUUGAGUGGAUCGUUGCAUUUGUCUUCUCCUUUUACAUUGCAUCCUUCAUGGUCGACCUCUGGCCUGCUGUUCGUACCCGCGACAAGACAGCCCGGUUCUCGAAGCCAAGUAUGAGAGAAGAGUGGUCGAGCAGCCCGAAUGCUCAUUUUUAA
This is a messenger RNA of Colletotrichum truncatum, 750 nucleotides long. Its product is annotated as frag1 dram sfk1 family protein. The record is from RefSeq and is a predicted model, not a curated record. Lineage: Eukaryota; Fungi; Ascomycota; Sordariomycetes; Glomerellales; Glomerellaceae. Gene Ontology annotation, cellular component: plasma membrane.